AUGACACCUCAAGGGUCAAUUCUCUUUGUCGAUGCCUACGACUCGUUUGCAGAGAACAUAGCUGCUCUUCUUCAUGAGCAGCUCCGGGUCGAGGUGACACUGGUGAGGAUCGAUUGUGAUAUUCCGGCUCAGUUCAAGCAGUCCCCUCGGACAUUCUUUGCCAGUUUCGACGCCAUAGUCCUCGGUCCUGGGCCUGGAAAUCCCCAAAAUGAAUCUGAUGUCGGUCUGUUCAACCAAGUCUGGGCUUGUGCCUCGGAAGACAACAUUCCGGUGCUCGGCAUAUGCUUAGGUUUCCAGAGUCUAUGCGUUCAAAAUGGGGUUCCUGUCGUGCGAUUGGGCCUGCCUUGUCAUGGACACCCUAAGGAGAUAUACCAUGGAGAUAGAGACAUAUUCUGCCGUUCCGGAAGCAUCAUUGCCACGAAUUACAAUAGCCUGGGGGUCCGCCUAAGUGACUUCAAGCGGGAUGGGACUCCGAGUCGUCCGAGUUCAUCUGCCUCCAGCGAGAGCACAUCAUCUCUGCGGAGCCUGCCAUCUAGGGUGUCUACCCCCUUUGAGCCUCCGAAUGAGCCGCAAGAACAUCAGACCUGCAAUAAUCUGGAAGUCCUAGCCUGGGAUAAAGAUGAUUGGGUCAUGGCCGCCAGACACAAGCUCUUUCCGUUUCGCGGCUUCCAAUUCCACCCUGAAUCAUGCAAGUCCAGUUCAAGUUGUCACGUCGUAAUCAAACAAUGGUGGGACGCCACGAGAAAGCACAACUCAGCAUUUCGACAUCUCGUUUCUGCCCCACGGGCAACCUCUCCCAAGGUCGCGCAAGUGACGCAUCCCUGCGAAAGCACCGCCCUGUCUAGAGAACUUGAAUCUCUCUCAAAGACUUGCAAUGGCGGCAUAAGCCGCAGGUCCAUACUUAUACCGCGUGGGAGCGGUAUCGUUGCAAGUCUGUGCCACCAAAGAUCACCGCCAAACGCUUCUGUGAUGCUAGAGUCUACCAAAAGGGGCAAGUACAGCAUAUACGCCUUCCCUGAUGAAUCCGGUUUGCAUUUAGAAUACGCUGGAGGACGCAUUACCUUGACGCAAGGCUCCAGCCCUCCUACCAGCGUCAUGCUUUCUCGGGAACAUGUGAUUGAAAACCUAGAAUCCUUCCUUUCUAGCAAAAGUUUUCAAGAAGAUGGUACAUCUGAAAUCCCAUUCAGGGGCGGGUUCAUGGGUUUCAUGUCAUAUGAACUCGGGACGGCGUCAUUGCAUCUUGAUGUUCCAGAGCAGAUUCAGUCACCAAUCUCUUUGCCAGAGAUCAGUCUCCUUUGGGUGGAGCGCAGUAUUGUCGUCGACCAUCAUACCGGGAUGGCUUACGUGCAAUCUAUACGAGAUAAUGACGGCUCUUGGGUUGAUGAAAUGGUUAGUGUGCUAAGUGACACAUCUGUGUCCAAUACAUUGGUUUCGAACCGACCAGAGACCAGCAAAUUGCACCAAAUUCUGUCCCCCGCGAAUUUCACCCUCCCAGAUCACGACACAUAUAUUUCGCGCAUUCGGGCAUGUCAGUCUGAACUUCUCGCCGGCAACUCUUACGAAUUAUGUCUCACCACAGAAGCAACUGUCAAGACACCCGUUACCCCCGAGGCCUCCUGGCUACUUUACAACAACAUUCAACAACAUAACCCUGUUCCCUUUGCUUCGUUUGUCCGUCUCAGUAAAAUCACCAUCCUGUCCUCCUCCCCGGAGCAAUUCCUCUCCUGGUCCUCUAAAGAUGGCGGCAUCGACAUGAUCCCCAUGAAAGGAACUGUUAAAAAAACCCCGGAGAUGACGCUCGCCAAGGCCACUGCAAUCUUGUCCUCUGCGAAGGAAAGCGCCGAGAAUCUCAUGAUCGCGGACCUUAUCCGACAUGACCUAUACAGCACCGUGGGUCGCCACGCGAAAGUUGAAGUGGUGAAAUUAUGCGACGUGGUUGAGUCAGAAACCGUCUUUUCGCUCGUCUCACACAUUCGCGCCCACGUUCCAUUGCCUCCCGAAACGGAUCGGAAGUCUGAUGAAUACGCGAGGGCAAUGGCCAGAUACGGUGUGAGAGCACUUACGCGCACGCUCCCACCAGGAAGUAUGACGGGCGCCCCAAAGAAGCGGUCCUGUGAGAUCCUCCACGGGCUGGAACAGAGAGAACGUGGCGUUUACUCUGGAGCAAUUGGAUAUAUGGAUGUCGGUGGCAAUGGCGCUUGGUCGGUGUGUAUACGCACUGCGUUCUCUAAUGAUGACGAGAGAGAGAAGGAUCCGAGUACUGGCCAAGAAUGGCAGAAGUGGCGAAUUGGUGCCGGUGGAGCGAUUACAGUGCUCAGCGACGAGGAGCAGGAAUGGGAGGAGAUGGUGACCAAGCUGGAUAGUGUUUUGAGAGGCUUUCAGGUGGAUUGA
Messenger RNA from Cladophialophora psammophila CBS 110553, 2391 nucleotides. Its product is annotated as aminodeoxychorismate synthase. The transcript has a single exon. Lineage: Eukaryota; Fungi; Ascomycota; Eurotiomycetes; Chaetothyriales; Herpotrichiellaceae. The coding region runs from base 1 to 2391 and encodes 796 amino acids. The record is from RefSeq and is a predicted model, not a curated record. Gene Ontology annotation, biological process: L-tryptophan biosynthetic process.